This is a messenger RNA of Enhydra lutris kenyoni (northern sea otter), 1678 nucleotides long. RefSeq names its product solute carrier family 2 member 4. The record is from RefSeq and is a predicted model, not a curated record. Bases 16 to 1545 code for a protein of 509 amino acids. The transcript has 11 exons. Gene Ontology annotation, biological process: D-glucose transmembrane transport; cellular response to insulin stimulus. Gene Ontology annotation, cellular component: membrane. NCBI's taxonomy places the organism in Eukaryota, Metazoa, Chordata, Mammalia, Carnivora, Mustelidae.
GGUUCCUGAGACAAGAUGCCGUCGGGCUUCCAACAGAUCGGCUCGGAAGACGGGGAACCCCCCCAGCAGCGAGUCACUGGGACCCUGGUCCUUGCUGUCUUCUCUGCUGUGCUCGGUUCCCUGCAGUUCGGCUACAAUAUUGGGGUCAUCAAUGCCCCGCAGAAGGUGAUUGAGCAGAGCUACAAUGAGACGUGGCUGGGGAGGCAGGGGCCUGAGGGACCCGGCUCCAUCCCGCCAGGCACCCUCACCACCCUCUGGGCUCUCUCCGUGGCCAUCUUCUCCGUGGGCGGCAUGAUCUCCUCCUUCCUUAUUGGCGUCAUCUCUCAGUGGCUAGGAAGGAAGAGGGCGAUGCUGGUCAACAACAUCCUGGCGGUGCUGGGGGGCGCCCUCAUGGGCCUGGCCAAAGCCUCGGCCUCAUACGAGAUGCUCAUUCUGGGACGUUUCCUCAUUGGCGCCUACUCAGGGCUCACAUCGGGGCUGGUGCCCAUGUACGUGGGGGAGAUCGCCCCCACUCACCUGCGCGGUGCCUUGGGGACGCUCAACCAGCUGGCCAUUGUCAUUGGCAUUCUGAUCGCCCAGGUGCUGGGCUUGGAGUCCAUGCUGGGCACCGCCGCCCUCUGGCCCCUGCUCCUGGGCAUCACGGUGCUGUCCGCCCUCCUGCAGCUGGUCCUCCUGCCCUUCUGCCCGGAAAGCCCGCGCUACCUUUACAUCAUCCGGAACCUGGAGGGGCCCGCCAGGAAGAGUCUGAAGCGCCUGACCGGCUGGGCCGAUGUGUCGGGUGCGCUGGCUGAGCUGAAGGAGGAGAAGCGGAAGCUGGAGCGGGAGCGCCCGCUGUCCCUGCUCCAGCUGCUGGCCAGCCGCACCCACCGGCAGCCCCUGGUCAUCGCGGUGGUCUUGCAGCUGAGCCAGCAGCUGUCGGGCAUCAACGCUGUCUUCUAUUAUUCAACCAGCAUCUUUGAGUCAGCGGGGGUGGGGCAGCCGGCCUACGCCACCAUAGGGGCCGGGGUGGUCAACACGGUCUUCACCUUGGUCUCGGUGUUCCUGGUGGAGCGGGCUGGGCGCCGGACCCUGCACCUCCUGGGCCUGGCGGGAAUGUGCGGCUGCGCCAUCCUGAUGACUUUGGCGCUGCUUCUGCUGGAGCGCAUUCCUGCCAUGAGCUACGUCUCCAUCGUGGCCAUCUUUGGCUUUGUGGCAUUCUUUGAGAUUGGCCCCGGCCCCAUCCCCUGGUUCAUCGUGGCCGAACUGUUCAGCCAGGGCCCCCGGCCAGCGGCCAUGGCCGUGGCCGGCUUCUCCAACUGGACGUGCAACUUCAUCAUUGGCAUGGGUUUCCAGUAUGUGGCGGAGGCUAUGGGGCCCUACGUCUUCCUUCUCUUCGCCGUCCUCCUGCUUGGCUUCUUCAUCUUCACCUUCUUAAAAGUGCCUGAAACCCGAGGCCGGACGUUUGACCAGAUCUCGGCCGACUUCCACCGGACACCGUCCCUCUUAGAGCAGGAGGUGAAACCCAGCACAGAGCUCGAGUACUUGGGGCCCGAUGAGAACGACUGAGAGGUCGUGCUCUUGCCCCUCCGGGGACCCCUCCUCUCCUGUGCAGCCCUGCGGCCCGCUCUCCUCCUUGCUUCCAGGGCGACACCCCUGCAGCCUGGUAGAAGUGGGAAGCUGGCGGGGACCGUGGUCUGAG